GUGAACUGUCCCUUUAAUGAUUUAAGAGUGUAAUAUCAAAAUAAGGUCUUAAAGAUUGUAUGAUUGUGAGGAGAUACUUUAUUCUGGGUUAGUUAGGACAGUUACAGCCUGGGGAUAGUUGAUUACUAAAAUGUCGUUCUUCCCUCCAGAUUCACCGAGCCUCACUCCUCCUGCAGCAGGAGGAGAUGGAGGUGGUAGGGAUGGCGAGCAGGCAGAGGGAGCUCAGGGCGACCAGCCGCUCGUCCGUGAGCUUUGGUUCAUCGUAGUGAUGGCAGCCGUGGCUUUGCUGCUGCUGGCCAUCGUGUUGGGCGUCAUGCUCCAUAAGGCCCUGAACAAACCUCCCUUCACCAGAGAGAGGCCCCCGCUGGUGGCCCUGCCCAUGCAGAAGAGGAGCCCCAUGGCUGUUUACCCACCCAGCAACUCUGUUCUAGUGAGUGUGACUUUUAUUUUAUAAUCACUCUUCACUACAUCAGAUAUAAGCCUGUAUAAAUGUGUGACUAAUUACAAGUGAGCACACAGUGCUACGGCCCCUCAAGUGGAACACCUAACUGGAAUGCAGCCAUCACUAACAGUACUAAUUACUGACAUGGAAAUGAUAAAACACAGUAUCUGCUGUGACCGUGAAAACGACCUAUGUAGAAUAUGACAUUUUCAAUCAUAAAGAACGCUCUUUUUGAGCUGUAUUUAGUUAAAUAUAAAAUUAACUCAUCCUGUUAAAUUUGCACUGUAGCUAUACUGACCAUUUUAAAGGAUUUUGAAACAAGAAUCAGGGGUCUAAGUUCUCAAUAACAUUUUUAUGACACCAUAUUAUGACAUUUUUUGACAUGUGAAACUUUAACUAUUU
Messenger RNA from Epinephelus fuscoguttatus (brown-marbled grouper), 844 nucleotides. RefSeq names its product usherin-like. The coding region runs from base 131 to 454 and encodes 107 amino acids. The transcript is spliced from 2 exons. Lineage: Eukaryota; Metazoa; Chordata; Actinopteri; Perciformes; Serranidae. The record is from RefSeq and is a predicted model, not a curated record.